Molecule: messenger RNA, 2774 nt
Organism: Juglans microcarpa x Juglans regia
Lineage: Eukaryota; Viridiplantae; Streptophyta; Magnoliopsida; Fagales; Juglandaceae
Product: PR5-like receptor kinase
Biological process (GO): protein phosphorylation
Molecular function (GO): protein kinase activity; ATP binding
Source: RefSeq, a predicted model, not a curated record
UUUUCUAAAGCUUGUGGACCAUAUGAUGUAUCACGUUGUUUGUUUCAUUAUGAGAAAGACGCGUUAUACAAUUAUUGCUGCUAUGCUGUGAUCUUCUUCUUCUCCCACCCUUACUAGACGUUUACACGAAAAGUAGAGAGCCAAUUAAGACGUGGCUCGUGAGAUUUCUUUAAUUUGGUUGGUUUUCAUCAAUAGCAUGAGUGGAAGAUUGAAACUAGCCGCAAAGACUCGCACAAAAGCGGGUCAAUGGGGGAAGAUGUAUAGGAAAUUCUAGCACCUCCGUGGAGUCUUUGGAUGAGGACCUGUGGUGGUAUGAAUGAAUUUUCCAAUGCACAGACCAUGUUUGGGGUACCCAUGCAUGUAUCCUUGCUUUAAAUCUCGGCCUGCUUUUACUAGUGUUCUUCUUCCAUUUCCAAUUUGAAGGUUAACCACCGUGCUAAAGCAAUUUUGGGAAUUUUGGGAUGGCUUCUGUCUCCAAGUCGUCUGUUUUCUUUCUGCUCUCGUACCUCGUGCUGCUUUGCUCGGCUAAAGAUGACAAUAAAGAAUGUACGAAGGAGUUUGAUUGUGGAAGACUGGGCAAGCUCCACUUCCCAUUAUUCUCCAAUACCUCAAACCCAGAUUGCGGCUUAUUCAUAAAAGAUUGCGACACAAAUACUCCGAAGAUCCAACUUGGAGUUGGGGGCAGUGAAAGAUCAUAUGAAUUUGUACGCUUCUCGCCGCCAAAUGUCAUAUUUAAACUGCUUCCCGGCAAAUGCGAUUCCCUAACCAAUUUGAGUCUUCCCAGCUUUCCAUCCUUCCCUCUUGAGAUCCCCACACAAAAUCGGACCCUGUAUAAAUGCAAACAAAACCACAAUAUUUCUCGCCUACCAGAAAGUUUUAAAAGUCUUGGCUGCAAUAAUAAUGAGUAGGAAAUCUGGCAUAGUCCUUCACGGGAGAGGCUUCCGGAUGCUUCUAAAUGUUCAAUUAUUCAGCUCCCAAUAGGCGAUGAAGGCUUGUUAAAACCCUUUGAGUUCGUACUUCAAGUGCGUUGGUCUAAGGAUUGUUUGGAGUGCCAUAGAGGAGGUGGUCAUUGUUGGCCUCGCAACGGUACUGUUCAUUGUGACAAAGGUCCUACUGUGAAAGGUACGACUGUCGAAGUAAUAAAGAGAAACUAUUUGGGAUACACACAACACAAGUAUGGAAAAUGAAUGUAGAUUUCUUUAAUUUUUGGAAGUUUUAGUUAUACCAAAUUCAUGUACAGCAAGAUUAAUUUGCUGUAUCUUAUUUCAAGUUUAGGUUAAGGAGGAAUGAAUAGCUGUAAUUUUGUUCCUAUGAAACGAUUUACAUGAGAUACACGAGCUGCUUCUGACAUUGCUUUGUAAAAAGAAUUUCAAAGGAUGCCAAUUCAAUUCUGCGUCAGUACGUUUAUUUUCAUUUUGUAAACUAACAUAAUGACUGCUUUGUUGUUGUAUCUUCUUUGCAGAGAAGAAAAGGAAAUGGGUGAUACCAUUAAUAGCCAUUUUAUCUAUUGGAAUUGGGGUUCUGACCAUGGUUAUAAUCUACUGCUUGAGGAGAAAGUUUCCUUAUUUUUGGAAGAAGGAAAGUGUGUCUCAUCAAAAUAUCGAGGACUUUCUAAGGAGCUUUGGACCUCUUGCUAUAAGAAGAUAUAGUUAUUCAGACAAGAAAAUAACCAACUUUUUCAAAGAAAAAUUAGGCCAAGGAGGCUAUGGCGGUGUCUACAAGGGUAAGCUACAAGAUGGUUGUCUUGUGGCAGUGAAGGUUUUGAAAGAAUCAAGAGAAAAUGGAGAGGAAUUCAUUAAUGAGGUUGCAAGCAUUAGUAGGACCUCCCAUGUCAACAUUGUCACUCUUAUGGGCUUUUGUUUUGAGGGUUCCAAACGAGCACUCAUUUAUGAGUUUAUGCCUAAUGGAUCACUUGAAAAGUUUAUAUACAAGAAAUAUCCUUCAAAGGUUGAUCAUCAAUUGGAGUGGAAAACAUUAUACAAGAUUGCAGUUGGGAUAGCUCGAGGACUAGAGUACUUGCAUAAAGGUUGCAAUGCACGAAUCUUGCAUUUUGAUAUAAAGCCUCACAACAUUCUUUUAGACAAGAACUACCAUCCAAAAAUAUCUAACUUUGGUCUUGCAAAGAUAUGUUCAAGAGACGAGAGUAUUAUAUCUAUGUUGGGCACCAGAGGGACUGUAGGAUAUAUUGCUCCAGAAGUAUUUAGUAGAAAUUUUGGAGGGAUCUCUCACAAGUCUGAUGUUUAUAGUUAUGGAAUGAUGGUUUUAGAAAUGGUUGGGGGUAGAAAGAAUAUAGAUAUCGAGGGUGAUCGUACUAGUGAAAUAUACUUUCCUCAUUGGGUUUACAAGCGUCUUGAACUAGAUGAAGAACUAAGCCUGCAGAACCUCGUGAUGAAUGAAGAGGAUCGUGAAAGUGCAAAGAAGAUGAUAAUUGUGGGUUUGUGGUGCAUACAAAUCGACCCUUCAAACCGGCCAACAAUGGGCAGAGUUGUGGAUAUGUUGGAAGGGAGUUCUGAGUACUUGCAAAUCCCACCCAAGCCUUUCUUGUCCUCCCCAUCAAGAUCACCUCAGACAGAAUCGUCAUUUGAUUCUUCCACGACAAUGGAUUUCUUACAGGUUGAAUCUAUAGGAUGUUCCUAGAGAAUGAUAUUUUCUUUGAAACUGAAAUCUCAAUGUAGGUCAAUCAUCCAUUACAUAAUGAGAUUUUGAAUGUCUUGACUUACAUGAUCAUAAUCCUUGGAUCCUUUUCACAGCUUAUAAAAUGAUGUGUUGGUAGU